AGAUUUUGGGCAGAACGCGAGAUGUUCUAUGUGACCAAGGGAACCGUGUUUUGUUGCUGGCAGGCAUGACUUUCUAAACCGCUGUCUUGCUAGCACAGGAGUAUCUUUGCAAUUCGCAUGGAGCUUCCAGAACCGAUCAGAAGACGUUUAGGACACUUUUCCAGAACUGUGUUUGUUGAUCAGAGUCGUACUCAACCAUCUCCCGAAGAUCAUGUCACGUUUUUGGGGCACAACAGUGAGGUUGUCUCCAGCCUGCCUCUCCAGAUGUCACUGUUCUUCAACAUGUGUUUUUUCCCACUGUGGUGGAUCAGCGAGGUGGUGAUGCUGCACCUCAAGUAUCCAGCCCUUCCUGACUACUAUAAGUUCAUCCUCAUCACCAUCCUCAUCCUGAUGACUCUUGUAGAGGCUAUCAGACUCUACCUAGGCUAUGCAGGAAAUUUGCAAGAGAAGGUCCCGGAGCUGGCAGGUUUCUGGCUCCUGAGUCUCCUGCUGCAGUUUCCUUUGAUUCUGUUUCAGCUCUUCAACCAAGCCAUUCUGAUCCAACCUCUGGAGAGAGGGGUUCACUUCAUUCUGGCCCUGUUCAUACUCACACAGGCCGUCUCUGGCUUUGUGGCUCUACGCGGGAUGGUCAGACACACAGAGAGCCACUUCCACCUCAGACAGUUUGAUGGGGUUCAGGAGCUGAGGGCCUGACUGCUCUGCUGAGCUGACAUGCAGAGACAGAGCUCAAAAGGUGUUUUAUUGCGAGGAGGGGCAGACCCUGACAGUCUGGCGACCAUCCUCUCCUCCAGAUCUGCUUCGGCCCCUCUCCCAUUGGAUUGGAACCUGGAGGUCUUGGCCAGGCUGAGUUUCUGGAGCCUACGUAGACUCUCACUUUGGGGGUCGAGGACAUCUGUGGUAAAACGCCCAUUUCCUCUUCAAGGUCUGCUGGUCCAACCCGAGAAGAAUGUUACCAUUCAGAGUAGACAUAUUCCAAAAUAAGCUCUGAAUGUAGUUUUUAGAAGUACUAUGUGCUAAUACAAAGAACAAUGCAAAAAAGGGGUGGCAUACACUUUUAGUACCUGUGGUUGUUGUUCAGACUCGCUGCUGCUGCAUCUCCACCAGACACACACCUGCCUGCUCCCCCCCAGCGGCUCUCUCUGAGGGGCCCUGCCUCUAAUCUAAGCCGCUGUCUGGUCUCCCCAUGGACAAUCAUGGCUACAGAGAAGAGCGGGAGGAAAAGGGGGUUAUUAACUGGGGCAGGACAACAGCAGGAGAUAUGUAUCUGGACUCAUUCCCAGAUAUAGAAAAAAAUAAAAACAUACACAUCUAUUGUAUAUGUACUGUGAUAUAUUGUGUAUACCAACAUAUACUCUGAACAGCAUAAAAAGACACACUAGAAAGUCCAUAUGGCUGUUGUGGAGAGGACAGUAACUUAUGUGCCUCAGUCCUAUGUGUUCACUCAUAAAUGCAGUCAACUGGAUAUUUUACUGCUAUGUUUUUCUGUAGUUACCCAUGUCUGUGGAGGCUGCCUGCUUCACCUGAAAGAUGAGUGAUAAGACUGUAUUAAUACUAAUUCAACAUCUCUGAUUUUGCAACAUUUGGAACGUUUGAUUUACCAUCUAUUAAACUGGGGUGGAAAAUAAAGCCCCCGACUUUA
Molecule: messenger RNA, 1639 nt
Organism: Oncorhynchus keta (chum salmon)
Lineage: Eukaryota; Metazoa; Chordata; Actinopteri; Salmoniformes; Salmonidae
Gene: tmem17
Product: transmembrane protein 17
Exons: 6
Coding region: 118-693 (191 amino acids)
Biological process (GO): non-motile cilium assembly
Cellular component (GO): ciliary transition zone
Source: RefSeq, a predicted model, not a curated record